AUGCUGGACAAGUGGCUGGAACAGCUCAUGUCGUGUGAGCCAUUGGCAGAGACAGAAGUAAAAGAGCUUUGCAGAAUGGCAAUUGAAAUAUUCCAAAGAGAAAGCACCCUUAUCUCGCUUAAAGCACCGGUUACAAUUUGCGGGGAUGUCCACGGGCAGUUCUUUGACCUUCUGGAGCUCUUUAAAGUCGGAGGAUUUCCCCCAGAAACGCCGUAUCUUUUUAUGGGGGACUACGUGGACCGGGGAUACCACUCCGUUGAGACGCUGAGUCUUCUCCUGUGCCUGAAGGUGAAGCACCCGCAGUCCGUGGGGAUGCUCCGGGGAAACCACGAAAGCAGGCAGAUCACGCAGGUGUACGGGUUCUACGACGAGUGCUUCCGGAAGUACGGGUCUUCAAACGUGUGGAAGUAUUUCACCGAUCUUUUCGACUAUUUGCCGCUCGCUGCGAUUGUAAAUAACGACGUGUUUUGCCUGCACGGAGGGCUGAGUCCUGCCCUGGACACGCUCGACGAGAUCCGGAAGAUUGACCGCGUCCAGGAAGUCCCGCACGAGGGCGGAAUGUGCGACCUUUUGUGGAGCGACCCGGAGGAGAGAAAGGGCUGGGGGGCGUCUCCGCGCGGGGCUGGCUACACUUUCGGAGAGGACAUAACAGAGCAGUUCACGCGGAAGAACGGGCUGAAGAUGAUAUGCAGGGCCCACCAGCUGGUGAUGAACGGGCACAACUGGAACCACCAUAAGGGCGUGGUCACGGUCUUUUCUGCGCCCAACUACUGCUACAGAUGCGGGAACUUGGCGUCUCUUAUGGAGAUGGACGAGCACGGGGCGUACCAGUUCACGCAGUUUGACUCUUCUCCAGAGCAGGCGCAGGACAGAAGCGCAAGCCAGCUGCCAAACUACUUUCUAUAG
Nematocida major is the source of this 906-nucleotide messenger RNA. Its product is annotated as serine/threonine-protein phosphatase 2A catalytic subunit. Gene Ontology annotation, molecular function: protein serine/threonine phosphatase activity. Gene Ontology annotation, biological process: mitotic cell cycle; peptidyl-serine dephosphorylation. The record is from RefSeq and is a predicted model, not a curated record. Gene Ontology annotation, cellular component: cytosol. Bases 1 to 906 code for a protein of 301 amino acids. The transcript has a single exon. Lineage: Eukaryota; Fungi; Microsporidia.